CUCUGAAUUUUAAAAAAUAAAAAUAAAAACUGGAUUUCGUUUUUUUUUUUUAAUUAUUUUCCUGGUUUUCAGCUGAGAGGCCAAGAGCAAAGACUAUCGCAAUUGAGACAAAAUGCUACAAAGGCUUCGUUCCUUCAAACAACAAUAACUUCGACGAGUGAGGUCUAAAGGGUAAAAAUUGAAUUUUGGUCGAAUCAAUAAUCAUAUUUUAACAUGAAAUUUGGUCUCAAAGAAAGAACUUUUGGUUGGUUCAAAUCAUGAUUAUUUGCAAGCUAUACACAAAUACCAACUAUUACUUAUUAUUAUUAGUCUUAUGAGUCAUUCACAUGAGAGUUUGCUGCAACUCGCACAAUUCUGCAUCAAGAAACCAAAACAAAUCAAGCAAAUCCAUUCAAUUCUGAUAACCAAUGGUUACCUACUUCACAACCCAAAUGCACCAUCAAGCCUCAAAUGGAAGCGCACCCAAAUCUUCAAUGCCCUUAUUAGAGGCUACCAUUGUGGUGGUUUCACACACAAGGCUAUUGUCCUUUUCACACACAUGCUUGGGAACCAAGCUUCACCAAACAGCCACACUUUCCCUCCAAUCCUCAAAGCUGCCACUGCUGCUACUUUCCCUCCUCAUUUGGGCACUGCCCUUCACUCGCAGGCCUAUAAGCGCGGCAUUUUGUCUGAUCCCUUCAUAGGGACCACCCUUGUUGCCCUCUAUGCAAGAAAGAAUGACAUUGCUGGUGCACGCAAGGUGUUCGAUGAAAUGCUCCAGCCGGGCCUCGUUGCUUGUAAUGCUAUGCUCAAUGCUUUGUGCACUAAUGGGGACACAGAAACUGCUUUAUGGCUCUUUGAUAGCAUGCCAAACAGGGAUGUUGUAUCUUGGACAACAAUUGUGAAUGGUUUUGCAUUGAAUGGGAAAUUUGGUGCUGCAAUUAAUUUUUUUGCAAAGAUGAUGCGUCACCGGGAUGUGUUGUAUUGUUUGGUGAAGCCCAAUGAGGCUACUUAUGUGAGUGUGAUCUCUUCAUGUGCCAAUUUAGAUGGUAAACCAGCUCUUGAUUUUGGAAAGCAAGUGCAUGGGUAUCUGGUGGUGAAUGGUAGCCUUGGAGUUUUUGUCGGAACUUCGUUGAUAGAUCUAUAUGGGAAAAUGGGUUGUUUGAAUUAUUCUAUUAAUGUCUUCAAAGUAAUGAUUUCCAAAGAGGUCUGCACUUGGAAUGCAAUGAUUUCUUCACUUGCUUCAAAUGGUAGGGAGAAAGUGGCUCUGGAGAUGUUUGACAAGAUGAAGAUGGAAGGGUUGAAACCAAAUAGCAUUACCUUAGUAGCAGUUCUUAUAGCAUGUGCUCGAGGGAAAUUUGUCAGGGAAGGAUUGGAGCUGUUCCGAUCAAUGUCAGACGACUUUAAAGUCGAACCAGUAAUGGAGCACUAUGGGUGUGUGAUUGAUCUUUUGGGUAGGGCAGGGCAUUUGCAGGAAGCAGCUGACAUCAUAAGAAAUAUGCCUUUUGAGCCUGAUGCCUCCGUAUUGGGAGCCUUUUUGGGUGCAUGUAGAAUUCAUGGAGCAAUUGAACUUGGAGAAGAAAUAGGAAGAAAGCUACUUAAAUUGCAGACACAACAUUGUGGUCAAUAUGUGUUGUUGUCAAGCAUUAAUGCUGAGAAGGGAAGAUGGAGUCAUGCCUUUGAUCUAAGGAAAGAAAUAACGGAGGCUGGUAUUCAGAAAAUUCCGGCAUACAGUAUGGUUGAUCUGACAUAGUUUUUUCUUCUGUUUAGUCUGUGCUGUGUACAAUAACUCAAUAAGGUAACAAAUUUUGAUUUCUUCGUAACAUGAAUGUAAACAUUGAGAAAUUUAUUUAUAUAACUG
Arachis stenosperma is the source of this 1840-nucleotide messenger RNA. Its product is annotated as putative pentatricopeptide repeat-containing protein At1g10330. The coding region runs from base 314 to 1732 and encodes 472 amino acids. Gene Ontology annotation, biological process: RNA modification. NCBI's taxonomy places the organism in Eukaryota, Viridiplantae, Streptophyta, Magnoliopsida, Fabales, Fabaceae. The record is from RefSeq and is a predicted model, not a curated record. Gene Ontology annotation, molecular function: RNA binding; protein binding. The transcript has a single exon.